CGGCUGGAGGAGGUGGGGGGAGGAAGGGGGAGGUCGAGGGCCGGUGGGGGGCGGCGGGCAGUAGUAGAUCUGUGCCUUGGACGGGCAGGGUGGGGGUGCGCAAUCUGGACUGGUAGAGAGUGGGCGGCGCUGCCCCGCUCCCUUCGCCGUCCCCUGGCUCUCUGGCGCUCGUGGGCGCUUGGCCAUGGCUCCUGCGCCUCCGCUGGCGGGAGCGUCUCGGGCCAGCCGUCGGUGCGAGGCUGCCUAGGAUGAACGCUCUGGAGGGGCAGCAGCCCCCCAGCGCCCACGACCUGCUGGACGUGGCUGCCGUCUACUGCGACAACCUGAGCCUCUUCCCACCCCCUCAGAGACCCCCGGGGGCCCACCCCGGCGGCUACAGCCUGGGAGAAUCGGGAGGCGGCAGCCCUUACCUGUGGCUCAACGGCUCGGCCGUGCCGUCCAGCCCUUACCUGGCCGCCGGGCCCAAUGGAGCCGCCGCCGCCUCCUUCCUGCCCUCGGCCUAUGGCGCCGCCGGCGCCCGGCAACUGCUGGGCGCUCCGUCGGCGGGGCCCGAACUCAGCUGGCUGUCCCUGGCCGGCCAGCAGGACUUCUUCAAGCUGGUGCGCCCGCCCUACUCGUACUCGGCGCUCAUCGCCAUGGCCAUCCAGAGCGCGCCCGACAAGAAGCUCACCUUGAGCCAGAUCUACCAGUACGUGGCUGGCAACUUCCCCUUCUACAAGAAGAGCAAAGCCGGCUGGCAGAACUCCAUCCGACACAACCUCUCGCUCAACGACUGCUUCAAGAAGGUGCCCAGGAACGAGGACGACCCAGGUAAGGGCAAUUAUUGGACCCUGGAUCCUAACUGUGAGAAGAUGUUUGAUAAUGGCAACUUCAGGAGGAAGAGGAAAAGGCGAUCUGACCUAGCAAAUGGGCCUGGAGUCCCUAACAAAGUGGAAGACAAAAGCAAGAGCUGUCUUGCCCAACAAGCCCCAGACUUGGGCUCUGCUGAACUGCCCUGCUCUCCAAGUCCUAUGAACCACUGCAAAUCCUCCAGCCUGAAUUCCAGCCGUUGUUUGUCUACGUUCGUCUCCACCAUGAAUGCUGUGGCCCAUGGCAGAAACGGCUUCCCCAGGCAGCUUUCUGGGGGGUUGGGGGGCGAACUCACAUCUGAGAGGCAGAAUGGGUCUGGGUUGAGCACUUACUCUGCUCCAACAGCAACCCAGUUUCAGGAUUUGAACUCAGUCCUCAGUCCCACUCCAAGAUGAAUUACUAUGCGAGUGCAGGUGGACAGUCAAACUGGUUCGGCACCCCUGUCCUGGGCACCUUCAGUGUGAACAA
This is a messenger RNA of Zootoca vivipara (common lizard), 1317 nucleotides long. The record is from RefSeq and is a predicted model, not a curated record. Lineage: Eukaryota; Metazoa; Chordata; Lepidosauria; Squamata; Lacertidae.